UAAACAAUGUUAGUAGUGAAAUCAAAGACGUGAAGAAUUAAUAUUAUAUUUGCACAAUGUCGAUCUAUUAAAAACCCUAAAAAAUGGGUUCGAAAAGUUUCUUGCAAUGGGUAACACUUUUGCUAGCUUUAUUAGCUGAGUUUAAUAUUGGAAAUGGCCUCAAAAGAGGACCACAUCAUCCAAGAAGUGAACAGACGAAAACUAAGAAAGUCGAUCAACAUUUAACACAUGAAGAACAUCGAAUUGAAGAUGAUUUACAAGAAAUGGGCAUCAAUGUAAACCUUGAUGAUAUGACGGAAGAUGAAAAACAUUUUUAUUAUUUUAAAAUACACGACAACGAUAAAAAUGAUGCAUUGGAUGGUUUGGAGAUGCUGCAAGCAGCACUCCAUCAAGACGACUCAUUCAAAAAACUAGACCGAGAGACUUAUCUGCAAAAUGCUUCCGAUGAACUGAAUCAUAUUGUCGAGGUAAUCGACGAAUUCCUUUUAAUUGCGGAUACCAAUAAAGAUGGAUUCCUACACUAUCCAGAAUACAUGAAGGCUGUUUCCGAAAGCAAAGAAGUUGAACAAAACUUAAUAUAAAAGACUUUUUUUGUUUUUUAAUUUUUAAGUAGUAUAUUUGCAUACUGUAUAAUGUAUAUAUAUAAAAAAAUAACAUUACUUCCUCAUAAUUUUGUUGAAAUUUCCAACAUAUUUACAAAUUCUGCCAUUUCUA
Molecule: messenger RNA, 714 nt
Organism: Episyrphus balteatus (marmalade hoverfly)
Lineage: Eukaryota; Metazoa; Arthropoda; Insecta; Diptera; Syrphidae
Product: multiple coagulation factor deficiency protein 2 homolog
Exons: 4
Coding region: 84-581 (165 amino acids)
Molecular function (GO): calcium ion binding
Source: RefSeq, a predicted model, not a curated record